AAAAUUGACUUCACUGCCAACCACUGUCGAAACAGAGUUCCUGGAACGCACUGGCGGAAAGCAAGGUAACUGGCAGAUCACGAAGGAAGAAGCAUUCGUCAUUUUAGCAAGAACCGUGCAGUGGACUGGCGGCACAACCACGCAGAAAGGAACUAAGAAGGAAACACCGUUUGCAGGAAUGGCGACCAAUUCUACUGACCUGGACGAACUAAAGAAAAAUGUGGACAAUGUGUUUAUAAUGACGAAUGCCAUUAUCGUGUGCUUGAUGCAGAGCGGGUUUGCAUGUCUGGAGGCAGGGGCAGUGCGGUCAAAGAACACGACGAACAUCAUCAUGAAGAAUAUCAUGGACAUAUUUAUCAGUUGCAUCAGCUACUGGCUGGUGGGGUACGCGCUGGCGUACGGGGAGGGUAACUCCAUCCUGGGGUACACGUACUGGGCAGGGAUCGGACUGCCAGCAAACAAGAUGUCCCACUGGUUCUUCCAGUUCAUUUUCGCAGCUACGGCUGCCACCAUAGUGUCUGGAGCCGUAGCAGAGAGGUGCAAUUUCAUCGCUUACAUCGUCUACAGCAUUGGAAUAUCAGGAAUCGUGUAUCCUCCUAUAUCCCGCUGGGUGUGGACUGAAGUCGGUUGGCUCAACAGGUUAGGGUACGUGGAUUUCUCCGGUUGCGGACCCGUGCACUUGCUUGGUGGAGUCUGCUCGUUCUUCGGCGCACUGUUCCUUGGACCGCGACUCGGAAGAUUUGAGUCCCAGGACGGAAAUUCAGAGAAAGAGGAAAUUGUCGGCCACUCCGUUCCACUGGUGGGACUCGGAACGAUGAUCCUCAUAACUGGGUUCCUGUCCUUCAACGGCGGCUCACUCGGUUCCAUGACGAACCCAGGAGAUGGCGACAUCAUCGCGCGGGUGAUCACCAACACCGUGCUGGGUGGAACCGGGGGCGCAAUCACCAUUCUUAUCGCCAGCAAGAUGGGGUUCUGCGGGCCGCCAGUGUGGAACUUCAGCCUCACAGUCAACGCAGCGCUCAUCGGCAUGGUUUCAGUGUGUGCUGGAGUCAACAACAUGGCCAUGUGGGCAAGUUUCGUGUGUGGGGUUACAGCUGGGCCCAUCUAUGUUCUUAUUCGUUCCAUCAUGAUUCGCUGCAGAGUUGAUGAUCCACUGGAUGCUGUGGCUGUCCAUUUCGGUGGCGGUCUCUGGGGACUCAUCGCAGCAUCACUGUUUGAUAACAACGGACUGGUGUUUGGCGCCGUCAGUGAAUCUUCACUGAUUCUUUGGCACAGAAUUAUCGGAGCAGCGGCCAUUAUCGUCUGGGGAGGAUUCGCGUCCUGCGUGAUGUUCGGAACGCUCAAAUACCUCGGCAAAUUGCGAGUAAGUGAAGAGGACGAACGGAGAGGUCUGGACCUCGCGAUGCACAAUGAACCCGGCUACCAUCCUUCGGGCUGGAAGACAUUUCCUCCAGUAGCUCCGUGGCAGACCUCGCUGUUGUCAACAACUGACGUCACUCACCGCGGCAGAAAACACCAAAAAAACAACGCUCACAAUCUACGCUCAACUAAUUUCGUAAACGAGGCUUUUGUCGACACGGAAAACGGAGAUCGCGCAGUGGAAGAAACGAGCAAGAUGUAACUGUCCAUCGAGCGAGCAUUCCCAUGAAAUAUUACCAGGACCUCCGCGGCCCUAAGUCUCGCAGUCAGAGGCGAAGUGAAAUUCAACGCCCGAGAACACCUUCAAGCCGUACUACGAUCUAUCUGGAAUUGCCACCACAGAUCGUUCGCAUAACCCGCUCCUUACCCCAUCCAUUGUCACUUCUUUACGAUAUUUUAGGUUAUCACGUCGGUAAAAAUGUCGAUGUUGGUCUUCUUGAGUUGUGAGGGCUCGUAGGAAGAUGCCACCGUUUCGGAAGAACAUACUACCUCCAUCUUCAGGGCUGAUAACAUUUCAGACGAACCAACAUCGACACGUUUAUUCUGUUACCAUUUAAUCGGUGCUGACAGAUUCGGCGGUUGUAGAACAAAGAUAACCACUCAAUUCCACCCAUGCCAAAGUUUUCCCUCCACUUUUAAACACGCUUUCAUAGCGUGGUGCUUAGACACAGGGGCCACAUCGCCUCCACGUCCCUUAAUACCUUGCAACACAUGACCACAAUGUGUGUGUGUUAUGGUACACACGUCAUGAUGUGUAUGGAUUUUGAGAAUUGGCAUAAAGGAUUGCCAUGAACCAUGGUAACCAUUGGAAAUAUAGAACGCAACAGUGUUAUCCAAUGUCCUUGUUGUAAUAAUGCGAUUACAGGUUAUUGUUGCAACAGUGAAAAAUCCAACACCAGUGGCCUCAUUGCUGCAAAAAUGUGCCCCAAGCAAUGACCUGGAUUCGCACUGUAGUCAAGAACGCGACAGACAGACAAGGACGAAUCCAUAAGGCGUUUCCCGCUCACUCCAGAGCUUUCAGAAAUGGACUUUAAUAUUUUUAAGUACGGUUCUUACCGUUCGUUUCCGUGCGUUGUAAGAUUCACGUAUUUUCGCGUCGAAGGUAUUCAUUGUGGUCUUGUACCCUGACGAUGGAGACGAUACGUUCCUCAACGUGUUGAUAGCAGUCUACAAAACUACGCGGUGUUACAGACCAGAAGAUAACGGAUGUAAGCGGAUAUUUGUAUGCCAUUUUAAAAACUAAACUUUAUUUACGUGUAGAGGCAUUUUAUCUUGGAGCACCGUAAAUUUCAAUUUUCAUGUUAGUAUGAGCGUAUCCAGAACAAGUACUCAGCGUCCAUAAGUGUCAACCAAAUUAGACGUCAAAUACGAAUAAAGGCAUGUACGUAAGUGACUUUCCAAAAUUUUACAAAUAGUUAAUUUGCAUAUCAUCCAACAUGGUUUGUCCUUUCCUUUAGACAUCGUCACGGGAUUGCAGUUUUGAAACCUUAUAUUAAUAAUUUUUUGAUUGAAAACUAUUUGUAAACCCCCGAUGAUGUCUGAAUAGCAUGAAACAUUUAUGGUAAGAAUCAAAUAAUAUUUUAUAACAUCGCGUAAGUAGAAAUGUUCUUGAGAUUUUAAUAUUUCAGCAAUAAUAAUUAUUUAUAAUUGACGGUAAAUAUACAUACCACUUAGCAGUAAUACAACAGUAUGGAGAAUGUAAAUUGGAGCUCCACAAAUUUAUCUAGAAUCACACUACGAGGUUUCAGUAUUAUUGGCCUAAUGGAUGCCUUUAAUGACAACACACAAAUCCAUUUAUUAUAAAGAUGUACACUAAUAUGCCUGCGCUUUGUAUAAAUACGCAUUAUUUAUUUCA
This is a messenger RNA of Zootermopsis nevadensis, 3274 nucleotides long. RefSeq names its product putative ammonium transporter 1. Gene Ontology annotation, molecular function: ammonium channel activity. Lineage: Eukaryota; Metazoa; Arthropoda; Insecta; Blattodea; Termopsidae. Gene Ontology annotation, cellular component: plasma membrane. The record is from RefSeq and is a predicted model, not a curated record. Gene Ontology annotation, biological process: ammonium homeostasis; ammonium transmembrane transport.